This is a messenger RNA of Zingiber officinale, 1019 nucleotides long. RefSeq names its product protein RER1B-like. Gene Ontology annotation, cellular component: Golgi membrane. Lineage: Eukaryota; Viridiplantae; Streptophyta; Magnoliopsida; Zingiberales; Zingiberaceae. Gene Ontology annotation, biological process: retrograde vesicle-mediated transport, Golgi to endoplasmic reticulum; protein retention in ER lumen. The transcript is spliced from 4 exons. The record is from RefSeq and is a predicted model, not a curated record. The coding region runs from base 230 to 802 and encodes 190 amino acids.
GGUCCAAUCGGCUACGGUUCAGUCGAAUCGCGCGUGGGUGGGUUCCGUCUCCUUGAGGCUUUGGCCUCCAUUCCUCUUUGCAGGAGUUCGUCGUUCAUUUUCGAUCCAUCGUUUGUUAUCGCUUGCUUCGUCCCGAAUCGCCGAGGAGGAAAAGUCGUUUCUUGCAGAAUUUUAUUUUCUUGAAGAAAUCUCUGGUAGUUCAACACAAGAGAAGAAGAGGGAGAUUUUAAUGGAGGCGGACGAUCCUGCUGCUUCGUUUCCGCUGGCGAAAUGGCGAAGUGAUUUCUCCAGGGCGUUUCAGUACUACUUGGAUAAAUCCACGCCCCACACGACCGAAAGGUGGAUCGGGACUGCUGGGUUCGCCGUGAUCUACUGCCUGCGCGUGUAUUUGGUGCAGGGCUUUUAUAUCGUCAGCUACGGUUUAGGGAUCUAUCUGUUGAAUCUCUUGAUUGGGUUCCUGUCACCGCUGGUCGACCCGGAGAUCGAAGUUUCUGAUGGCCUUUCUCUGCCAACGAGAGGCUCUGACGAAUUCAAGCCUUUCGUUCGUCGUCUCCCUGAGUUCAAGUUCUGGUAUUCCAUAACAAAAGCUUUCUGUGUUGCUUUUGUGAUGACUUUCUUCUCCGUGUUUGAUGUUCCUGUCUUUUGGCCAAUACUGCUUUGUUAUUGGGUUGUUCUUUUCUGCCUGACAAUGAAGCGUCAAAUUACCCACAUGAUCAAGUACAAGUAUGUGCCAUUCAACCUUGGGAAGCAGAGAUAUGGAGGGAAAAAGAAUUCUGGAAACGCUAGUCGGUCAAGCGAUUGAUCUCUAAUGGGGUUAAUGAACGACCGGAUCUCGACAUCUUCACUUAAUUGAUACCUUUAUUAGUUUUACUCCAUCGGGAAAAAAAAUGAAGGAUGUAUUUUGUAAAAGCAUUUAUUUCUGUGCUUCUUCCACAUUUUCUCAUCUACAAGCCUAGUAUAUGAUAUAUACGGAUAGCAUGUUCGAAAAUACUAAUAAUCGUUCUUUAGUUUUAUCCGUA